AUGAAUAUCGGCAGUAAAAUAUACCUAAAAGACAUUGAACAUAUCGCUGAUGAUUCACAUCUCAAACUACGGGUGUUAAAGAUUUGGAAUUUUAUAAAAAAUAACCAGGUUUUAUCGAUUGAAAUGAUCAUCAUGGACGAGGAGGGUACAAAAUACCAAUCUCGUGUUUUCAGUCAAAAUUUUUCCAGAUUUCGUGACCUUUUAAAGGAAGAUGUUAUUGGGCAAAUUGUCUCAUUUAGGCCUCUUGAGACAACCAAUCCUAACCCAUCAAGACAUUACAUAAAGAUGACUAUUACCAACUUACAGUCUGUACACCUCAAUAUCACUAUAUUUGGAAGUCAGGCACACCAAAUGUCACAGUACCUGAAAAGUAACACCACGGUUACUUGUGUUGUUAUAGUGAUGCAGUUUGUCAAACUUAACGUUUGGAAUGGAAUUGGUCAAGCUCAAAGUCAUUUCGAUGUAACCAAGAUGUUCAUUAAUUCUGACAUUGUGGAAAUUAAUGACUUUAAGAAAGAGUUGAAAGCAGAUAACAAUGGUGGUAUGUUUGAAAAAAGCAUAACUACACUUCCAAGCUACUCUUCUUCUUAUAUAGAUGAUUUCAAAGGGAAUUUCCCUUUAAAAACUGUUUGUGAGAUAACAGAACCACUAAAGGAAAUGAAAAUUCUAUUAGUUGGUUCCAUUGUGAAUAUAACACAGAAUCUACCUUGGUAUUACGAAGCGUGUUACAAAUGUGGAAGCAGGGUAAACAAUGUGCCCAAAACCAAUCUUUCCUAUACCGCCCCCGGCAAGAUGGAAGAUAGUGUUGUUAUUAAGUGUAAAAAUGCAGCUUGCAAUGAUUCGAAUUUUCAUACUGUUAUAAAGUAUAUAAUUCCAAUCAAUGUACAAGAUCAUACUGGCACCAUUGGAUUAACUCUUUUUGAUAGAGAAGCAAAAAGGCUGUUGGAUAUAAGUGCAUUCGAGUUGAAAAAAAUACAUGAAGCGAGUGUUCAAUCAGUCUCCUUAAAUGAAGUAUCACUGCAAUCAGAUGAUGUUGUUCAGAAUGUUGAAAAGGAUGUGAUAUCACAAACGGAUGAGAGUUUUACUCCCUCAACAGUUGAUAAAUCAUCCGCAACAAGUCCAAUGAAAAUAUCAGGUGAUUUGAAGCGCAACCUCCAUGACAUUUAUGAUGUUGAUGGUGGAUUUGAUUUCAGUUCAACAAAAUCUAAAAGAAAAUCAAUGGGAGAGGGAAAUCCACUUUUAGUUCCAAAAGUGGAAAAAUAUCCUUCUGUGGUUAGACUACCUUUUCAUCUUCCUAAUCAACAACAAAUUGUAUAUGGCAAAGACGAUGAUAUCGACGAGGUUCUGGACAAACCUUCUGUUGUUGCUUCAAAGUUCACAUCUUGGAUGGAGUGUAAUGCAAUUAAUAGUGAAGCACGAGAUCUUACAUAUGUUGAGUUUCCUACAAAGUUUGUUUGGGUAUUAAAUGGUAGGUUUUGGAAGCGAAGGAAAGCAGGAAAAGCCAUUGGUAGAAUUCAUUCCGUUUCACCUAAUCUUGGCGAAGCAUACUUUUUAAGGAUUCUUUUAAAUAAAGUUAAAGGUGCGACGUCAUUUGAUGAAAUUCGCAAGGUAAAUGGUGAAACGUAUUCUUCUUUUAGAGAUGCUUGUUAUGCACUCGGGCUAUUAGAUGAUGACAAGGAAUACAUCGAUGCAAUUAAAGAAGCAAGUCAUUCUGGAUCUGGUUUUUAUCUACGCUUCUUAUUUGCCACAUUUAUGAUGUGUAAUAGUAUGUCUAAACCAGAGAUCGUUUGGGAAGAUACAUGGGAAUAUUUGGCGGAUGGAGUUCUAUAUAACCAACGACAAAGGUUCAAGUCUCCAGACUUAUCACUCAGUGAAGAUGAAGUUAAGAACUUAACUUUGUUUGAAAUAGAACAAAUUUUACUUCAAAACAACUCCACUCUAAAAAAUUUCAAAAAGAUGCCUUACCCAGAUGUUGAAUCAGUUUCUUCUUCGAACAAUCGACUUAUCGUUGAGGAGCUAGAUUACGACAUUCCCGUUCUAAAGAAUGAGUUUGAUCGAGGUGUUUUCUUCGUUUAUGGUUAUGGUGGAACGGGUAAAACUUUUCUCUGGAAGACAAUAUCUGCAGCAAUCAGAUCUGAUGGUAAUAUUGUUUUAAAUGUUGCUUCAAGCGGUAUUGCUUCGUUAUUAUUGCCCGGUGGUAGAACAGCACACUCUAGAUUUAUACUUCCAUUUGAACUUACAGAGGAUUCUUUUUGUAAAAUAAAUCCACAUGGUGAGUUGGCUAGCUUAAUAAGAAAAACCUCUUUGAUAAUUUGGGAUGAAACACUUAUGAUCCAUAAGCAUGCAUUUGAAGCUUUAGAUCGAACUUUGAAAGACGUAUUAAGGUGUGGAAAUUCUAGCAUCUCAAAUAUUCCUUUUGGAGGGAAAGUUAUUGUCUUUGGAGGAGAUUUCAGACAGAUUCUACAUGUUGUUCCGGGUGGCAGCAGACAGAACAUUGUUAAUACGUCUUUGAGUUCUUCAUAUUUAUGGCAACAUUGCAAAGUGUAUAGAUUAACAAAAAACAUGAGGCUAACUGUUGGAAGGGAUCAACCUGAUAUAGAAAAAAUAAGAGAUUUUGCAAAUUGGUUAUUGGAUAUAGGAGAAGGCAAACGCGGUGGUCCGAACGACGGCGAAACGAUUAUCGAUAUUCCGAAUGAUAUUCUCAUUAAUGAUCCAGAUGAUCCUAUAGGUUCAUUAAUUGAGUUUGUAUAUCCUUCAAUUUUGGAGAAGUAUAACAGUACAAAUUAUCUCCAAGAAAGAGCUAUACUUGCUCCAAAGAAUGAAGUUGUUCAGGAAAUAAACGACCGUUUACUUAACAAGUUUCCAGGAGAUGAGGUUGAAUAUUUAAGUUCAGAUAGCCUAUGUCAAUCCGAAUUUGUCCAUGAUCAGUUUGAUGCAAAUUUAUACUCGCCUGAUGUUUUAAAUGGUCUUAAAGUAUCCGGUCUACUAAAUCAUAUGUUAGUUUUAAAAAUUGGUGUUCCAGUAAUGUUACUGAGAAAUAUUGAUCAGAAAAACGGCUUAUGUAAUGGCACAAGACUACAGGUGAUAUCAUUGGGCAAACGUGUUAUUGAGGCACGUAUAAUGUCUGGAACUAAUAUUGGAAAUCAGACUUUUAUUCCAAGAAUGUAUUUAACUCCAUCAGAAAAAAAAAUUCCCUUCAAAUUCACAAAAAGACAGUUUCCUUUGGCGCAUAAACGAUUAACAAGCAGUAAAAAGUAA
Messenger RNA from Lactuca virosa, 3258 nucleotides. The record is from the annotation of a GenBank genome assembly. NCBI's taxonomy places the organism in Eukaryota, Viridiplantae, Streptophyta, Magnoliopsida, Asterales, Asteraceae.